Messenger RNA from Megalobrama amblycephala (Wuchang bream), 2294 nucleotides. Its product is annotated as E3 ubiquitin/ISG15 ligase TRIM25-like. NCBI's taxonomy places the organism in Eukaryota, Metazoa, Chordata, Actinopteri, Cypriniformes, Xenocyprididae. The coding region runs from base 334 to 1986 and encodes 550 amino acids. Gene Ontology annotation, molecular function: protein binding; zinc ion binding. The record is from RefSeq and is a predicted model, not a curated record. The transcript has 7 exons.
GGGUAAUAAACGUUUUUGGCUGCAUCGCAUGAUUAGAUCUGCACAUAUGAGACAUAUUGCAGUGUCGUUUGGACAUACAUGCUCACAGACAAGUGAAAAUAGUCUCAUUUGGAAGAAAACAACCUAAAGAACAAGCUGAUAUAGCGUUUGAGGCUAGUAGCUACGAGAGGAAGUAGUGAUCGGAGCAGGAAUAUGAUUCAUGUAUUGGCUUGUUCAGAGGAGUCAUUUUUAUCUUCAUGAUUCUUUACUAAAACGUAUCGGAAAUAAACUACGCAGAGAUGUUCUGGAGAGUGAGAGCUUUCAUUUGAUAUACGACUUGUCUAUGUUUGUGAAAUGGCAGAAGCCAGUAUUUCAGUGGAUCAGGAUCAGUUCAGAUGUCCAGUGUGUCUGGAUCUCCUGAAGGAUCCAGUGACGAUUUCCUGUGGACACAGUUACUGUAUGAGCUGCAUCACUGACUUCUGGAAUCAGGAAGAUCAGAAGGGAAUCUACAGAUGUCCAUUAUGCAAACAGACCUUCACACCAAGACCGGUUUUAGGUAAGAAUGUGGUGAUUGCUGAGAUGGUGGAGAAACUGAAGAAGACGAGACUCCAAUCUGCUGCUCCUGAAGUUCCUCACACUGAAUCUGGAGAUGUUCAGUGUGACUCCUGCACUGGAAGAAAUCAGAAAGCAGUGAAAUCGUGUCUGGAGUGUCGAAGCUCUUACUGUCAAAAUCACCUUGAACAGCAUGAGAAUCUCUUCAGAAGUAAAAGACACAAUCUGAUGGACGCCACUGGACGACUGCAGGACAUGAUCUGUCCUCGACAUGAUAAAAUGCGGGAAAUUUACUGUCGUACUGACCAGCGGUGUAUCUGUAUGCUGUGUUUGAUGGAUGAACACAAAGAUCAUGACACUGUAUCAACUGCAGCAGCGAGGACAGAGAAACAGAGAAACAUCCAGCAGAGAAUCCAGCAGAGAGAGAAAGAUCUUCAGCAGCUGAGAGAGGCUGUGGCGUCUCAUAAGCGCUCUGCACAGACCGCAGUGGAGGACAGUGAGAGGAUCUUCACUGAGCUCAUCCGCUCCAUUGAGAGACGUCGCUCUGAGGUGAUUCAGCUGAUCAGAGAUCAGGAACGAGCUGCAGUGAGUCGAGCUGAAGAACGACUGAAGCGACUGGAGCAGGAGAUCAAUGAUCUGAGGAGGAGAGACGCUGAGAUGAAGCAGCUUUCACACACACAGGAUCAUGUUCAUUUCCUCCAGAGUUUGUCAUCUGUCUCUCUCUCUGGAUCUACAGACGGCUUCACUGUCAGUUCUCAUCUGUAUUUUGAUGAUAUAGUGAAAUCUGUCUCUCAGCUCAGAGAUGAACUGCAGCAGUUCUGCAGCGAGGAGACAGAAAAGAUAUCUGGAAGAGUGAAAACCAUCCAGGUCAUUCUGGCUCCUGAAUAUCAGACCAGAGAGGAGUUUCUACAGUAUUUCCGUCUGUUGACUCUGGAUGUGAACUCAGUACAUUAUCGGCACCAUCUGUUUGAGGAAAACACCGUGAUCACUUACGCUGACACACGUCUGCCAUAUCCUGAUCAUCCAGACAGAUUUGAUUAUUGGGGGCAGGCGAUGUGUAGACAAAGUUUGACUGGACGCUGUUACUGGGAGGUGGAGUGGAGUGGCAGAGGAGAGAGAUCAGGAGUGGAUAUAUCAGUGGCAUAUAAGAGCAUCAGGAGGAAGGGACGAGAUCCUGAGAUUGAUGCUGGAUGUAAUGAUCAAUCCUGGAGAUUGUACUGCACUCCCACUUUCUGCUCAUUCUGGCACAAUAACAUCGAGACUGAACUCCCUGUAGUGUCCAGCCGUAGAAUAGGAGUGUAUGUGGAUCACAGCGCAGGGAUUGUGUCCUUCUACAGCGUCUCAGACACAAUGAGCCUCAUCCACAGAGUCCAGACCACAUUCACUCAGCCGCUCUAUGCCAUGCUUGGACCAUAUUAUAACACAUUUGUGAAACUGUGUCAACUGACCAAUUAAAUCAGACAUGCUGUGAUUAUUUUGUCUUAUAACAUGAUUAAACAGUACUAGUAAGAAAUCAUGGGGCUUUUUUUCUCAUCCAAAAUUCCACCAGUGUAUGUGUAAUAAUCACAGAUAUAAUAAGAGUAAGAUUUAUCAUUAAAUUAGUAUAAUAAUGGCUGUAUAAGAGAUAAUGAAUGUUUAAAAAAUGUGUGGGAAUUUGUCAUUUUGUUGAAAUUUGUUUAAACUUUUGUUUGACUGCAAGAAGUAGCUUACAUAUCUCCCAAAACAAUUAUUUAUAAUAAAUAAAAUGCAUUGAUUACUCAUCA